This is a messenger RNA of Fundulus heteroclitus (mummichog), 1322 nucleotides long. RefSeq names its product growth/differentiation factor 8-like. The transcript has 3 exons. The record is from RefSeq and is a predicted model, not a curated record. Gene Ontology annotation, molecular function: cytokine activity; growth factor activity. The coding region runs from base 1 to 1080 and encodes 359 amino acids. Gene Ontology annotation, cellular component: extracellular region. NCBI's taxonomy places the organism in Eukaryota, Metazoa, Chordata, Actinopteri, Cyprinodontiformes, Fundulidae. Gene Ontology annotation, biological process: SMAD protein signal transduction.
AUGCUCCUCUUCCUUUCCCUCGGCGCCGUGCUGUCUGCGGGCUGCGCCAUGGAGAUGAACCAGACCUCCAAGCUGCUGGCGGACAACCUGGAGCAGUGCUCAGCCUGCGACUUCCGGGAGCACAGCAAGCAGCUGAGGCUCCACAGCAUCAGGUCCCAGAUCCUCAGCAUCCUGAGGCUGGAGCAAGCGCCCAACAUCAGCCGGGACAUGAUCCGCCAGCUCAUCCCCAAGGCGCCUCCUCUGACCCAGCUGCUGGACCAGUACGACCCGCGGGUGGAGGACGAGGAGCACGCCACGACCGAGACCAUCAUCACGAUGGCAACAAAGCCAAGUCCCAUCUCCCAGGAGGAGCUGUCCUCCUGCUGCCUGUUCAGCCUCAGCCCGAAGAUCCAGCCCAAGAACAUCCUGAGCGCCCAGCUGUGGGUUCACCUGCGUCCGUCCAGCACCGUCACCGCCGUCUUCCUGCAGGUGUCCCGCCUCAGACCGACCAGGGCGGGCAACAGCACCCGAGUCCGGGUGCGCUCCCUGAAGAUCGACGCCGAAGCCGGAGCCAGCUCCUGGCAGAGCAUCGACAUCAAGUCCCUGCUGCAGGCCUGGCUGCGGCAGCCCGAGGCCAGCUACGGGCUGGAGAUCAAGGCUUUUAAUGCUAAAGGAGAAGACCUGGCCGUCACGUCUGCGGAGCCUGGAGAGGAGGGACUGCAACCGUUCAUCGAAGUAAAGAUCCUCGACAGCUCCAAGAGAUCCCGCCGAGACUCCGGACUCAACUGCGACGAGGAGUCGUCGGAGACCCGCUGCUGCCGCUAUCCGCUCACCGUCGACUUCGAGGAGUUCGGCUGGGACUGGAUCAUCGCCCCCAAGCGGUACAGAGCCAACUACUGCUCAGGCGAGUGCGAGUUCCUUCACCUGCAGCAGUAUCCGCACGCACACCUGGUGAACAAGGCCAACCCACGGGGCACCGCCGGACCCUGCUGCACGCCCACCAAGAUGUCGCCCAUAAACAUGCUUUACUUCAACCGCAAAGAGCAGAUCAUCUACGGGAUGAUCCCCUCCAUGGUGGUCGACAACUGUGGCUGCUCGUGAACAAACGUUGUGGGGGACUAAUCCACUGGGGGAAAUCAUAAAACUCUUCAAAACACCCAAUUUAAGGAGAUCAACGUCCGUAGAUUGAAGAACUUAAUUCACAUAUGAUGCAUUUGAAAUGAAUGGCUUUCUUCUUGAAGACUGAGCCAGAAACCAUGUUCCCCAAUGUAACACGGUAGCUUCAGUAAAAGAGAUCAAAUAAUAACAUGAACAGAGUAGAAAAACGUUCUGUUGAACACUGG